Messenger RNA from Thamnophis elegans (Western terrestrial garter snake), 1508 nucleotides. It is a transcript of the gene WDR54, whose product is annotated as WD repeat domain 54. Gene Ontology annotation, biological process: sperm axoneme assembly; cilium assembly; cilium-dependent cell motility. The record is from RefSeq and is a predicted model, not a curated record. The transcript is spliced from 9 exons. Gene Ontology annotation, molecular function: protein binding. NCBI's taxonomy places the organism in Eukaryota, Metazoa, Chordata, Lepidosauria, Squamata, Natricidae. The coding region runs from base 44 to 1048 and encodes 334 amino acids.
UGCGCGCGCCCGGGAGCCUCGGAGGAGGGCGGCGGCGGCGGCGAUGUACCGGCGGGAGCGGGGGCUGGCGCUGCGCGGGAGCAGCCUGGCGCUCUACAACAACCUGGCCGUCCUGCCGCUGCCCGCCAAGCGCCUCACCUACUUCGCCAGCGUCCACGGCGCCUCCGUCGGGCUGGUCAGCGCCGCGGCGGACGGGACGGGCUGCGCGCACCGCCAGCUGCAGGCCCGCGAGGGCGGCCUCGGGCCCCCCGUCGUCACGCAGGCGGCCUGGUGCGCGCUGCCCUCGCGGACGCUGCUGGUGCUGGCCUCCUGGAAGGGCAUCCAGAUGUACGAGCCCGACGGCUCCGCCAUGGUCUACUGGCACGCGCUGGACGGCAUGGAGGCCUCGGCAGGGAUGCUGCUCUUUGCCAGGGGGAUCGCAGGGACAGGACUGCACUUUGUGUGUGUAGGGACCUCCACCGGUUCCGUCCUCGUCUUUGACGUCCCGUCCAAAGGCACCAACAUCACACUGAGCGAAGUCCUCGAGCAGCACAGCAGCCCCAUCACAGACAUCAGCGCAGAGCUCUGUAAACAGCCGGAGGGAGCUGCGGAUCUGGUGACUGCAGACGACUGUGGGGCGCUGUGUGUUUGGGGCUCUGGAGAGACCUUCAGGCUGAUCACCAAAAUCCCGGCUUCUGACUGCACCUGCUCCUCCGUGAAGCUGUGGAAUGGGAUCAUUGCGGCCGGCUAUGGGAAUGGGGCGAUUCGCCUGUAUGAAGCGGCACAUGGGACCCUGAGAGCCCAAGUCAGCGCUCACGCCCGCUGGAUCUAUGCCCUGGACCUGGCCCCACUCUCCGGGAGGCUGCUGUCUGCCGCCGAGGACUCCUUCGUGCGGGUCUGGGGACUGAGCCACAACGCGGAGACAGACUGCCUGGAGAUCGAGCAUUGCCAUACGGAGUGUGUGACCGACACCCAGAUUUGUGGCGCCCGCUUCUGCAACCCAGAGGGCACGGCCUUCGCCGUCACAGGCUUCGAGCUGACCGAGAUCAUUCUGUACCACCAGGUGUAGCCCUUCGGGGGGCAGGUAGUCGCUAGAAGCAGAGGAAGGACUUCGCUUGGCCAGAGCAGGGCAGGAAGGCACACGAAGGCAGCCCCUGCCUCACCACCCCCGUGCCUGAAAAUGCCCCCCCCCCCCCAAAGGCUCUUUUGACCCAAGCAGGCUUCCCCUGGGGCUCCUGGCACGCGCGGGGCCAGGGCGCCUCCUUUGGCCCCAUAGCUCAGGUGCCCCCUCUGCCAGGGAGAGCCCCACCUGCAGGGAGGGCUGGUGCCGCCUUCUCACUGGCUCCUCUCCUGGCAGCCGAGGGGCAGCUGGGCCUGCAGCUGAGCCCCUCCUGGCGUCCCCCUCCCCUGCCGAGUUCCAGCAUAGCUUGGUUGCUGUUUCAGCCUUUCAGAGCAAGCAGCUAAAUUGUCUAUUUUCCUGAUGAAUAAAACCCAGUUACGUUUGGCUGACAAGAUAGAAAAUCUGCUGC